Messenger RNA from Malus domestica (apple), 3581 nucleotides. Its product is annotated as pentatricopeptide repeat-containing protein At2g26790, mitochondrial. The record is from RefSeq and is a predicted model, not a curated record. Lineage: Eukaryota; Viridiplantae; Streptophyta; Magnoliopsida; Rosales; Rosaceae. Gene Ontology annotation, molecular function: protein binding.
UUGGUACUUUGGUAGGGUUUUAGGUUUUAGCAGAAAACAAGCUUUAAUCUCUGCUCACAAGAAAUCGUCCAAAACCUCCGAGUCAGUAACUCACCCUCCAUUUUUUAUUGGUGAUUCGGUGACUCAGUAUCCAUGAUCAAAAACAAAACUUCGAAAGUAAGGCUUCAAUGGUGAAUCCCAAGUAAGUCCUCUCUCUCUUUUCCCCUUUUGGUUCUUCUGCAAUUGGAAAUUCAUGAAGGCGUCGUUGCUGCAAUGAAUCUGAAAGUCUUCCAUGUGUAUGUGGCUUUCGUCCAUUAGACUGGGUUUUCCCAGAAAACGCAUUCACCCAACACAAAACAAUCGCAGCCGUUCGAUCUUCGUCCAUGGCGGCGGUGGCGGUGUUGGUGCUUUCAAGUGGGCGUCUUCCCAGGCAGCACUUGCCCUCUGGAACUCCAGUUCCUCCCACUCUGAUGAAUCGUCUGAUGAUAAUUCUUUCAGUGUCUGCACCACAAACGCAGGCACCAAUGCUGCCAAUAGAACCCAUUUCUUCUCCGAAUUAGAUACCUCAGGGGUUGUUAACAACCUCAACAGUCUAAGAAACGAACCCAAUUUGGCGAUUUCAUUCUUUCACCGGGUGAAAGGAGAUGGCUUUCGACACAAUGUCUACACGUAUUCUGCGCUUAUUAGAAUUUUGUGCUAUUGGGGUCUGGAUAGGAAGUUGGAUUCUCUCUUUGUGGACCUUAUUAAUUGCUCUAAAGACCUUGAAUUUGAGUUUUCGGAUUUGAUGGAAGCGAUUGGGGAGGGGAUUGAGGUUUCCCCAUCGACAGUCCGAGCUUAUGAUGCAUUGCUCAAGUCUUUUGUCAGUUUGAACAUGUUCGAUGAGGCUAUUGAUGUUUUAUUUCAGACAAAAAGGCGUGGGUUUGUGCCACAUAUCUUUACUAGCAAUUUUCUAAUGAACCGCUUGGUUGAGCAUGGUAAAGUGGAUAUGGCUGUGGCUGUAUAUAAGCAGUUGAAGCGGAUUGGUUUGAACCCUAAUGAUUACACUUACGCAAUUAUCAUCAAGGGACUCUGCAAGAAAGGUAGUUUGGAAGAGGCAGUGGAAGUGUUUCAGGAGAUGGAGGAAGCUGGGGUAACCCCUAGCGCCUUUGCCUACACAGCAUAUAUUGAAGGGCUUUGCACCAAUCACAGGCCGGAUUUAGGGUACCAAGUGCUCCAAUCAUGCAAUGGGGAAAAUGUCCUUAUCGAUGUGUAUGCUUAUAACGCUGUCAUUCGUGGGUUCUGCAACGAGAUGAAGUUUGAUGAAGCUGAAAGCGUCUUUCUUGACAUGGAAAAGCGAGGGCUGGUCCCUGAUUCAUAUACCUACAGUGCAAUGAUCUGUGGCUACUGCAAGAGUUCCAAGUUGUUAAAAGCUUUGGCUCUCCAUAAUGACAUGGAGUCAAAGGGUAUAAAAACAAAUUGUGUGAUUGUUAGUUUGAUUCUUCAGUGUAUGUGUAAGAUGGGCAUGCCUUCUGAAGCGGUGGAUCAGUUUAGAGAAUAUAAGAGCUUAGGUAUCUAUCUUGAUGAGGUUUCGUACAAUAUCGCAGUGGAUGCUUCGUGCAAGCUGGGGAAAAUGGACCAAGCCUUAGAAUUUCUUGAAGAGAUGAAGUGUAAGCAUAUGGUUUUAGAUAUUAUGCAUUACACAACAUUGAUCAAAGGCUACUGUCUCCAAGGGAAUGUUGUUGAGGCCGUAAGUCUGUUGAAGGAAAUGAAGGAAAAGGGUCUGAAGCCAGACAUCACUACUUACAAUGUACUUGCUGCUGGGUUUUGUAGAAAUGGCCUGGGAGCCAAGGCGCUUGACCUUUUGGAUUAUAUGGAGGCACAUGGUUUUAAACCAGACUCUGUUACACACAACAUGAUAAUUGAAAAUUUAUGCAUAGGAGGAAAAGUCAAAGAAGCUGAAGGUUUUCUAAACAGUUUGGAAUAUAAGAAUGUAGAUACCUAUUCUGCCAUGGUCAGCGGGUACUGUGAAGCCAACCAUACAAAAGAGGCGUAUGAACUUCUUAUUAGGUUGGCAAAGCAAGGAACUUUAGUUAAACAAGGCGUUUGCUUUAAAGUACUCAGUAAACUUUGUGUAGAAGGUGAUAAUGACAGAGCUAUUUUGUUGCUUGAGGCAAUGUUGGCGUUAAAUGUGGAUCCUAAAAGAAUUAUGUACAACAAAGUCAUUGCUUCUCUCUGCCAGGCUGGAGAGGUGAAAAAGGCCCGUUGGGUUUUUGAUUCUUUGGUUGAGAGAGGGUUAACUCCUGAUGUGAUUACCUACACAAUGAUGAUGAAUAGCUACUGCAAGGUGGAUUGUUUGCAAGAAGCCCGUGAUCUCUUCCAUGAUAUGAAAAAGAGAGGGAUUCAACCUGAUAUCAUCACUUACACAGUUUUGCUCGAUAGUUUUCCCAAAAGAAACGUAAGAAGGGUUAAUUCCUCUCGAGAUGCAAGUGGAGAUAAGGAAGAAACUUUUGAUGCUUGUACUGUUUGGAGUGAGAUGAAGGAAAUGGAAAUAAGACCCGAUGUAAUUUGUUAUACUGUUUUGAUAGACAGGCAAUGUAAAACUGACAACUUUCAGGAUGCUAUUGCGCUUUUUGAUGAAAUGAUGAACAGAGGAUUAGAGCCUGAUACAGUGACAUACACAGCACUUCUGGCUGGCUGUUGUAGGAGGGGAGAUGUGGAUAGGGCUGUAACACUCGCUAAUGAGAUGUCCUCUAAGGGAAUGCUGCCAAAUGCCCGGAUACUUGCGAUUCUACAACAUGGAAUCCUAAAAGCCACGAAAGUGCAGUUUCGGAAGUAAGAACUCUCUUUGAUUAUCAAUGCCUGGAUAGACCCAUGAUCUGUGAAUCAAUGAAGUCCUAACGGCAUAGCAUGCUGAAGUGGUGCCCUGGAAAAACGAUAUGGCUUGCCCAAAAUGACUUGGUACUCACUGAAACAGGGAUAUGUAUGCAUUUAGUCCUCCCCAGACCCAACAGCAGCAACCAAGAAGAAAACUUUGUUUGUAGGUUACCUGGAAGUCAAUUAUGCCUAGCUUUUGUUGUUUCAGUACGAUGGAUGAUCUGUGGUGCUCAAAGUGACUUAACAGUCGUGGAAAUAGGGAUAUGCAUACAUCUAGCCCUCCCAGGAUCCAUUGGCAGGAGCCUUGUGCACUGGAAGUCACUUGGAGGAGAAGAAAGCUCUGUUGGUCAGUCAGCUGGAAGUCUACUGUUUGUAUAGGUCCGUUUCUACAUAAGCUAUACACAGCAAAUCGCAGGAUGGAUGAAGUGCCAAAACAGUGGAGAAAUUUGCUACUGUGACUAAGGAAAAAACUUGACCUGAAAGAAGAUGAUGGCAAUGCCAAGCUGCCGUCACCUUCAAAUUUUGUGGUUUUGUACUAUAGUAAAGAUUGUCGUGUAUGUAUACAUGUGUUAAUUUAUCAGUCUGACUGUUCAUGAGAUUUAAACUCAUGAUCUCCUCGGACAAUAUCGAAGACUACUACUAAUCCAAGUGGGUCAUUGGCGAUUGAUGUAUGUAUUUUUUUGGUACGAAGGAUUGAUGUAUGUGUUUUUCUUAUACGAAAAUGGAUGUAUGUUUGAUGUUUAAGCAAA